AUGGCGGCAAUUUCAGUGGCAGAGUUUAGAGCCACUUUGCGGGCGGCAAUAGACCGCCGAAAAACCCAAUAUGCAAAUUUCUAUGCAUUCCAUUUUCGUUGGGAGGAUGAUAAUACGGGUGCGGACCAAGACAAGAAAAGUUUUUGCGAUAUGACUCACUUAAUGGGUUUUCCCAACCCAGAUGUCUUUGUAAUCCCUAAAGAUAUGGCAACGCCUGGACUUGAGGUGAUGGCAAAAAUAAUUGACUUAUUUAAGGCUGGGGCAACUGCAUCAGGUCAGUCAAUCCUGCUAGUGCAUUAUUCUGGGCAUGGGGGCCCAAAUAAUCUGGAUGAACUUGUGCUCUCCAGUAGGUCUGGUCAAAAGAUUGCUGCUGAACAAAUCAUGGGGAGCAUUAUCAACACAGGAGAUCCUGAUGUGACUGGGAUUGAUGUCGUCUUUAUUUUUGACUGCUGUUAUAGCUUCUUGACGACACGCACUGUGACAGAGGAGCCCCGUAUUGUUGAGGUUUUGGCUGCUAGUAACAAUAAUGACCCUGCUGUGUUUGGUGCAGGUCCCAGAAAUUCUUUCACAUCCAAGAUGUUCAUUGAAAUUCACUCUGCGGCACAAGCAGAAGCCACAUCUGUGGAGAUGGCAGAUGUGAUUGACACCCUUCAAAACCAAUCUUCAUUGAAGAAGUCUGGCCAUGCAACAAGACUUGGUGUGGGUUCUGUUGUUUUGCCUCUGCUGCCAAAUAGAGCUGGCAUCAUAAAUAAUCCAAACCCAAGUGAGUCUGGAAUGCUUGCCACAUUCAGCAUUCAUGUGGGCAAGAUCUUUACUAAGGCCGAACUGGAGGACUUAGGUGUCUGGUUAGCCAGUAUGCCAAAAGUCAAAGGUGCAUCAUUGAGGCUUGAAAGCAUCAAGCAAACACAGUCAACAGUUUUUAUCUUUGAGGCUAGCCGCUUGUCCUAUCAUCGAAUCUGUGGCCUUCCAGGAGUGACAUUAAUCUGCGAAAAUUUCCUUGUCAAUUUUGAUUGGUUUUUUCAGCCGGCUCCUCCUCAAACUACCACUCCAAGUCAAAGCGGACGGCCUAUUAGAACAGUCGACGAGAAUAUACCACCAGAGGGUCAACGCACCAAGCCCUCAUUUCCAAAGAGAAAGUGA
Ophidiomyces ophidiicola is the source of this 1140-nucleotide messenger RNA. RefSeq lists its product as uncharacterized. Gene Ontology annotation, biological process: proteolysis. Gene Ontology annotation, molecular function: cysteine-type endopeptidase activity. NCBI's taxonomy places the organism in Eukaryota, Fungi, Ascomycota, Eurotiomycetes, Onygenales, Onygenaceae. The transcript has a single exon. The coding region runs from base 1 to 1140 and encodes 379 amino acids. The record is from RefSeq and is a predicted model, not a curated record.